GCCGGAACAAGCCUCAUAGGGCGUUACGCUUUUUAAAAUGUGACUAACUUAUGCCUGAAAGGAAUAAUUAUUUCUAUAUUAUGUGCCUUGAUGGAAGUGUUUUUCCAGUUGCUUGGGGCAGACCAUUUAGAGUAAACAGGGAAACGAAGGACUUGUCAAAAGGAAAAAAAAAAACAACAACAACAUGUUAGGGCGACGCCUUGGCUCCCAAGGAAUAGGCAGAAAGUCUGAUGGUAAAUGUAGGGGGUUUUUGCUUCUCUUGUUUUUAAGUUGGACUUUUAAAGCAGAAGCUGCCUUUAAUGUGCUGGUGUGCAGAACAGGAAAUCUGAUUUUUCGGUGUGAUAACACAUUCUUUGACAUUAACCCGGACGGUUGGAUUGUUAAUGACACUUUCAUCUUCAAAGCCCUUCACCAUCACGGGUGGAUUAAUUAUUCGUUUUUUUGGGUGUGUGUUAAAAAGUCUUCAAAGCCUUCAUCCUUUCCUCCUUGGAAUUGGGGCUCUUCAACCUUUCAAAUGUUGCUUUCCUGCCCCCAAGGGAGACAAUAAAUUGCCUCUUUUUUUUUUUUAAGACAAAAAGAAUACAAUAGAAAUAUACUCUUUACACUAUGGAAAGCUGAUGUCCUUAUAUCCUGGGUGGGAUUAGAAGAGGUCGGAAAGCAGUGUUUAAACUGUGUUUACAGUAAGCACUGUGAGAUGUAACUCUGGCGAAGAGUGUUUGUUACCGCUCGGGCUUUUGAUGUGCUCCUGGAAAGUGCCACAGCUACCCAGAGCACCCCGCGUUCGCCAUAGGGGAGCCUAAUAGGUGAGUGUUGCUCAAGUAUUAUUCCAAUUCCUGUCCCCUUCAAACAGUGCCUAAUGGGGUAUUUUUAAAGACUUGGUUUUGGAGAAGAAAACCCUCAAGCCUUUCCUCGGGGGUCCUCCUGGAUUUGACACAUUGUAUAACCACAAGGGAGCAGUCUUUUCUUUUGAUGAGGUCUUCUCUCCACCUCCCCCAAAAUGAAAGAGCAAGUGCAAGUUUGCAAACAGUCUCAAAGCCCUUUCCAUUAGCCCUGGACGCCGGAAACCACAAAGGGCAGUUCAAGUUGUGAUUUUCAAGGAGAAAGCCUCCGGGAAACUUUCGCUCCGCCGCCAGGAGGCCUGUCGGUUCCUGGGAGGAGCCCUUGGGAAUCCGCGAGGAUUCCUCGGCUCUUGAAGACCCAGAUCAGUGGAUUACAGUAAUUGCAAACCUCGGGUGGCUUCGGAAGAUUACUCUGUUUGGUGUGCGCUCACAUUUCCAGGCUGGGGGACCGAGCAGAGGAACCCCUUUUGUUACCUUUUUGAAAGAAGAAGAUCAGAGAGGAAGACGAGGUUUGAAGUGCGGAUUAGGGGUCCUAAAUCUUGGCCUGGCACCUCCGUCUGGAACUUUAUAAGGAGACGGAGGCGUGCACUGGCUUUCCGGAAUCAUGCACAGUUUCCCGGGAGCGUGUUCUGGAACUGAGCUUCGGGGCUCAGAAACGUCUCCCCACACAGACCUUCCGUGCCAGGCAGUCUGAAUGGACCAUCCUCUCCGCUUUGAAGAUUUGCAGCCUCGUUUUCUGCUGAGACAUUAACUUCUUGGUUGAUUUGUUCGUUGGCUUUUUUUUUUUUGACGAGCGAUGGAGACACGGAAAUCGGCCGGACUGCUGACCUUGCCGUACCCCCUCCACCCGGGGCCCCUGAACCUGCCCGAGACCCUGCCCCGCCUCCCUCUGAGGGACCCCUUCAGGGUCUCCUUGCAUCUGGACGCCGCGUGCUGCGCCCCGAGACGGCCCUACCUGCCCCUGCCGCUGGACGGCGCCUUCGAGCCCGCCUUCCUCCGCAAGCGCAACGAGCGCGAGCGGCAGCGGGUGCGCUGCGUGAACGAGGGGUACGCGCGCCUCCGCGACCACCUGCCCCGGGAGCUGGCGGCCAAGCGGCUGAGCAAAGUGGAGACGCUCCGCGCCGCCAUCGGCUACAUCAAGCACCUCCAGGAGCUGCUGGAGCGCCACGCGCGGGGGCAGGACGGCCCGGCCGGCCCCCAGCGCAGGUCCGACUGCAACAGCGACGGCGAGUCCAAGGCCUCGUCCGCGCCUUCGCCCUGCAGCGAGCCCGAGGAAGGGGGCAGCUAGCGAGCCCCGGACCGCCGCCGGGACCCCGGCCUGGACCCCGGCGCCCGUGCACCGCGCGUCUUUGCCCUCUGGUCUAAGGUUCUCUCCGAAGGUGGUUGCGUUUUUAAUCCGGUUUCUCCUCCAGGGGGGAAAAAAAUCUUAGAAAAAAGAAAUUCGUGCUUUAAAGGGAAAAAGAUAUUCUGACAUUCUGGUUGGGUUUCCGCCUCCCCCUUUUAUUGGCUUUGUGCCUCCAACUUAAUUAGGUGCCUGCUUAAAGGAACUUCUGGACUUCUCACAUGCAAACGGUACCAGAUGCGGAGCACCUCGUCCUGGAAACCCAAAGGGCAGUGACAGUUUCCCUCCGUCCUCGGUGUGGGUAAAUCAUGUACCUAAAUAUCGAAAUAAAUCCAACCUUAACCAAAGAAGAGCUUCCCAAAAAUAAAUAAAGGACAGCUCUCAAGGCGAGAGGCACGUUUUCCUGCGUCCCUCCCCUUAGGAAUUACAUUGGGCGGCACCGCGCCUUGCUCGGUGAAGGUGACACCCGAGGACGCGUGUGCCCGCGGCGCUGCGGGGCCGGCCUGUGCCGUUGACCGAGCGGGUGAGCCGCGGCGCCGGCGAAGGCAUGUCUCCUUGACACUUCCCGUCUCAUCAAAAAGUGGCGAUUCUGGAAACUCCACAGGAGUCGGCAGAUAACAUGUUAGCGUCCAUGAACCUUUUGGAAGAGAGCUCAGAUUUGUGUGAAAACUUACUUUUCCUCUCUGUUGUUGUUGUUGUGUGUGUUUUUUUCCUUUUCUUUGCAUCGCCCCUUGCAGUUCUUACUCAACUGUUGGUUAAAUUGAAGUGACACCGUGACCUUUUUGUUUGUCUCAAGUAAAUGCUUAGAUGGUUGAACGGGAUGGGCUGGGGCUGGUCCAUUCUCACACUUUCAUCACAAGGAGGGCUCCCAAUUAUCUAGGGCAGUGGUUCUCAACCUUCUUCAUGC
This is a messenger RNA of Myotis myotis, 3088 nucleotides long. It is a transcript of the gene ASCL4, whose product is annotated as achaete-scute family bHLH transcription factor 4. Gene Ontology annotation, biological process: developmental process; regulation of transcription by RNA polymerase II. Lineage: Eukaryota; Metazoa; Chordata; Mammalia; Chiroptera; Vespertilionidae. Bases 1636 to 2127 code for a protein of 163 amino acids. The transcript has a single exon. The record is from RefSeq and is a predicted model, not a curated record. Gene Ontology annotation, molecular function: DNA-binding transcription factor activity, RNA polymerase II-specific; protein dimerization activity; RNA polymerase II transcription regulatory region sequence-specific DNA binding.